This is a messenger RNA of Mugil cephalus (flathead mullet), 18386 nucleotides long. RefSeq lists its product as uncharacterized. Gene Ontology annotation, cellular component: membrane. The record is from RefSeq and is a predicted model, not a curated record. NCBI's taxonomy places the organism in Eukaryota, Metazoa, Chordata, Actinopteri, Mugiliformes, Mugilidae.
GUUGUCUAGUACAGUUGUGCUCUGUGAAGUGAAGUCCUACUGUGUCUGUGGCUUCCAUCUGGUUCCUUGACUUCUGCAUUAUUUCUAAAAGUAAUUGAAAAAAAUAGAGUCAUCAGGGUCAGUCUUGCAGACAAACAACAAAAGGACUAGAUAAGCAUCGGCUUGUCGAUCUUGGCGCACAAGUGGAAAUGUGCUGGGCCCAAAAUCUAAAGUGAUCAAAGCACUGACGUGAUGGGAGACAGAUGGCAGAGAAGCUGUCGCUUGUUGACCUUGGUCUUUUUUCUCUUGAUCUCAUCUUCACUUGCUGCAGGUACUGAGAUCAGGUUAGCUGGGUCUUCUACGUGCUCUGGAAGAGUUGAAAUCUACCACAACGGUGUCUGGGGGACAGUCUGUGAUGACGGCUGGGACAUCAAUGAUGCAAAGGUGGUCUGCAGACAGCUGAACUGUGGGACGGCUCUGAGUGCUCCUGGGUCUGCUCAUUUUGGUGAAGGAACCGGAGAAAUCUGGCUCAACAACGUGGCCUGUUCAGGAAGUGAGAGCUCUCUAAGUAAUUGUCAGCACAGAGGACUUGGGGGACACAACUGUGGACACUACGAGGAUGCUGGAGUCAUCUGUACAGAGGGUAACAUCAGGUUAGCUGGGUCCACUUUGUGCUCUGGAAGAGUUGAAAUCUACCACGGUGACUCCUGGGGAACAGUCUGUGAUGACGACUGGGACAUAAAUGAUGCAAACGUGGUCUGCAGACAGCUGAGCUGUGGGACGGCUCUGAGUGCUCCUGGGUCUGCUCAUUUUGGUGAAGGAACCGGAGAAAUCUGGCUCGAUGACGUGGCCUGUUCAGGAAAUGAGAGCUCUCUAAGUCAUUGUCAGCACGGUGGACUUGGGACACACAACUGUGGACACAGGAAGGACGCUGGAGUCAGCUGUACAGGUGCUGAGAUCAGGUUAGCUGGGUCUGUUUUGUGCUCUGGAAGAGUUGAAAUCUACCACAACGGUGUCUGGGGAACAGUCUGUGAUGACGGCUGGGACAUAAAUGAUGCAAACGUGGUCUGCAGACAGCUGAGCUGUGGGACAGCUCUGAGUGCCACUCAAUCAGUCAUUUUUGGUGAAGGAAGCGGACAAAUCUGGCUCAACAAUGUGGCCUGUUCAGGAAGUGAGAGCUCUCUAAGUCAUUGUCAGCACAGAGGACUUGGGACACACUGUGGACACGGGAAGCCCGCUGGAGUCAACUGUAAAGGUGCUGAGAUCAGGUUAGCUGGGUCUACUACGUGCUCUGGAAGAGUUGAAAUCUACCACAACGGUGUCUGGGGAACAGUUUGUGAUGACAACUGGGACACAAAUGAUGCAAACGUGGUCUGCAGACAGCUGAACUGUGGGAGGGCUCUGAGUGCUCCUGGGUCUGCUCAUUUUGGUGAAGGGACCGGAGAAAUCUGGCUCACCGAUGUGGCCUGUUCAGGAAGUGAGAGCUCUCUAAGUCAUUGUCGGCACAGAGGACUUAAGGGACACAACUGUAGACACAGCGAGGAUGCUGGAGUCACCUGUACAGAUGAUAACAUCAGGUUAGCUGGGUCCACUUUGUGCUCUGGAAGAGUUGAAAUCUACCACGGUGACUCCUGGGGAACAGUCUGUGAUGACGACUGGGACAUAAAUGAUGCAAACGUGGUCUGCAGACAGCUGAGCUGUGGGACAGCUCUGAGUGCUCCUGGGUCUGCUCAUUUUGGUGAAGGAACCGGAGAAAUCUGGCUCGAUGAUGUGGCCUGUUCAGGAAAUGAGGGCUCUCUAAGUCAUUGUCAGCACAGUGGACUUGGGACACACAACUGUGUACACGGCAAGGACGCUGGAGUCAGCUGUACAGGUGCUGAGAUCAGAUUAGCUGGGUCUACUUUGUGCUCUGGAAGAGUUGAAAUCUACCACAAAGGUGUCUGGGGGACAGUCUGUGAUGUUGGCUGGGACAUAAAUGAUGCAAAGGUGGUCUGCAAACAGCUGAGCUGUGGGACGGCUCUGAGUGCUCCUGGGUCUGCUCAUUUUGGUGAAGGAACCGGACAAAUCUGGCUCAACGAUGUGGCCUGUUCAGGAAACGAGAGCUCUCUAAGUCAUUGUCAGCACAGAGGACUUGAGACACACAACUGUGGACAUGGCAAAGAUGCUGGGGUUGUCUGCUCAGGUGCUGAGAUCAGGUUAGUUGGGUCUUCUACGUGCUCUGGAAGAGUUGAAAUCUACCACAACGGUGUCUGGGGAACAGUCUGUGAUGACGGCUGGGACAUAAAUGAUGCAAACGUGGUCUGCAGCCAGCUGAACUGUGGGAAGGCUCUGAGUGCUCCUGGGUCUGCUCAGCUUGGUGAAGGAACCGGAGAAAUCUGGCUCAGCAAUGUGGCCUGUUCAGGAAACGAGAGCUCUCUAAGUAAUUGUCAGCACAGUGCACGUGGGGUACGGUUUUGUGAACACCGCGAGGAUGCCGGAGUCAUCUGUAGAGAUGAUAACAUCAGGUUAGCUGGGUCUACUUUGUGCUCUGGAAGAGUUGAAAUCUACCACGGGGGCUCCUGGGGAACAGUCUGUGAUGACGACUGGGACAUAGAUGAUGCAAACGUGGUCUGCAGACAGCUGAGCUGUGGGACGGCUCUGAGUGCUCCUGGGUCUGCUCAUUUUGGUGAAGGAACCGGAGAAAUCUGGCUCGAUGACGUGGCCUGUUCAGGAAAUGAGGGCUCUCUAAGUCGUUGUCAGCACGGUGGAUUCGGGACACAUAACUGUGGACACGGGAAGGAUGCUGGAGUCACCUGUACAGGUGCUAAGAUCAGGUUAGCAGGGUCUACUAUGUGCUCUGGAAGAGUUGAAAUCUACUACGGUGACUCCUGGGGAACAGUCUGUGAUGACGACUGGGACAUAAAUGAUGCAAACGUGGUCUGCAGACAGCUGAGCUGUGGGACGGCUCUGAGUGCUCCUGGCUCUGCUCAUUUUGGUGAAGGAACUGGAGAAAUCUGGCUCGAUGAUGUGGCCUGUUCAGGAAAUGAGAGCUCUCUGAGUCAUUGUCAGCACAGAGGACUUGGGACACACAACUGUGAACACGGCAAAGAUGCUGGGGUCGUCUGCUCAGGUGCUGAGAUCAGGUUAGUUGGGCCUACUCCGUGCUCUGGAAGAGUUGAAAUCUACCACAACGGUGUCUGGGGAACAGUCUGUGAUGACGGCUGGGACAUAGAUGAUGCAAACGUGGUCUGCAGACAGCUGAACUGUGGGACGGCUCUGAGUGCUCCUGGGUCUGCUCAUUUUGGUGAAGGAACUGGAGAAAUCUGGCUCGAUGAUGUGGCCUGUUCAGGAAACGAGAGCUCUCUGAGUCAUUGUCAGUACAAUGAGGUACGAUUUUGCAGACACUACCAGGACACUGGAGUCAUCUGUACAGAGGGUAACCUUAGGUUAGCUGGGCCUACUUUAUGCUCUGGAAGAGUUGAAAUCUACCACGGUGACUCCUGGGGAACAGUCUGUGAUGACGACUGGGACAUAAAUGACGCAAACGUGGUCUGCAGACAGCUGAACUGUGGGACGUCUCUGAGUGCUCCUGGGUCUGCUCAUUUUGGUGAAGGAACCGGAGAAAUCUGGCUCGAUGAUGUGGCCUGUUCAGGAAAUGAGAGCUCUCUCAGUAAUUGUCAGCACAGUGGACUUGGUACGCACAACUGUGGACAUGGGAAGGAUGCUGGAGUCAACUGUACAGGUGGUGAGAUCAGAUUAACUGGGUCUACUCCAUGCUCUGGAAGAGUUGAAAUCUACCACAACGGUGUCUGGGGAACAGUCUGUGAUGACGACUGGGACAUAAAUGAUGCAAACGUGGUCUGCAGACAGUUGAGCUGUGGGACGGCUCUGAGUGCUCCUGGGUCUGCUCAUUUUGGUGAAGGAACCGGAGAAAUCUGGCUCAGCAAUGUGGCCUGUUCAGGAAGUGAGAGCUCUCUAGGUACUUGUCAACACAGAGGACUUGGGACACCCAAAUGUGGACACAGCAAGGACGCUGGAGUCAACUGUACAGGUACUGAGAUCAGGUUAGCUGGGUCUACUACGUGCUCUGGAAGAGUUGAAAUCUACCACAACGGUGUCUGGGGAACAGUCUGUGAUGACGGCUGGGACAUAAAUGAUGCAAACGUGGUCUGCAGACAGCUGAACUGUGGGACGGCUCUGAGUGCUCCUGGGUCUGCUCAUUUUGGUGAAGGAACCGGACAAAUCUGGCUCAACGAUGUGGCCUGUUCAGGAAGUGAGAGCUCUCUAAGUCAUUGUCAGCACAGUGAACUUGGGGUACACAACUGUGGGCACUUCGAGGACGCUGGAGUCAUCUGUACAGAGGGUAACAUCAGGUUAGCUGGGUCCACUUUGUGCUCUGGAAGAGUUGAAAUCUACCACAACGGUGUCUGGGGAACAGUCUGUGAUGACGGCUGGGACAUAAAUGAUGGAAACGUGGUCUGCAGACAGCUGAGCUGUGGGACGGCUCUGAGUGCUCCUGGGUCUGCUCAUUUUGGUGAAGGAACCGGAGAAAUCUGGCUCGAUGAUGUGGCCUGUUCAGGAAAUGAGAGCUCUCUUAGUAAUUGUCAGCACAGUGGUCUUGGGACACACAACUGUGGACACGGCAAGGACGCUGGAGUCAACUGUACAGGUGCUGAGAUCAGGUUAGCUGGGUCUACUACGUGCUCUGGAAGAGUUGAAAUCUACCACAACGGUGUCUGGGGGACAGUCUGUGAUGACGACUGGGACAUAAAUGAUGCAAACGUGGUCUGCAGACAGCUGAGCUGUGGGACGGCUCUGAGUGCUCCUGGGUCUGCUCAUUUUGGUGAAGGAACUGGAGAAAUCUGGCUCAACAAUGUGGCCUGUUCAGGAAGUGAGAGCUCUCUAAGUCAUUGUCAGCACAGAGGACUUGGGACACACUGUGGAAAUGGCAAGGCAGCUGGAGUCAUCUGUAAAGGUGCUGAGAUCAGGUUAGUUGGGUCUUCUCCGUGCUCUGGAAGAGUUGAAAUCUACCACAAAUGUGUCUGGGGGACAGUCUGUGAUGACAACUGGGACAUAAAUGAUGCAAACGUGGUCUGCAGACAGCUGAACUGUGGGAGGGCUCUGAGUGCUCCUGGGUCUGCUCAUUUUGGUGAAGGAACCGGACAAAUCUGGCUCAGCAAUGUGGCCUGUUCAGGAAGUGAGAGCUCUCUAAGUCAAUGUCAGCACGGUGGACUCGGGGUACACAACUGUAAACACAACGAGGACGCCGGAGUCAUCUGUACAGAUGAUAACAUCAGGUUAGCUGGGUCUACUUUGUGCUCUGGAAGAGUUGAAAUCUACCACGGGGGCUCCUGGGGAACAGUCUGUGAUGACGACUGGGACAUGAAUGAUGCAAACGUGGUCUGCAGACAGCUGAGCUGUGGGACGGCUCUGAGUGCUCCUGGGUCUGCUCAUUUUGGUGAAGGAACCGGACAAAUCUGGCUCAACAAUCUGACCUGUUCAGGAAAUGAGAGCUCUCUAAGUUAUUGUCAGCACGGUGGACUUGGGACACACAACUGUGGACACGGCAAGGACGCUGGAGUCACCUGUACAGGUGCUGAGAUCAGGUUAGCUGGGCCUACUAUGUGCUCUGGAACAGUUGAAAUCUACCACAAAGGUGUCUGGGGGACAGUCUGUGAUGACGACUGGGACAUAAAUGAUGCAAACGUGGUCUGCAGACAGCUGAGCUGUGGGACGGCUCUGAGUGCUCCUGGGUCUGCUCAUUUUGGUGAAGGAACCGGACAAAUCUGGCUCAACAAUGUGGCCUGUUCAGGAAAUGAGAGCUCUCUGAGUCAUUGUCAGUACAGAGGACUUGGGACACACAACUGUGGACACGGCAAGGACGCUGGAGUCACCUGUACAGGUGCUGAGAUCAGGUUAGUUGGACCUACUCCGUGCUCUGGAAGAGUUGAAAUCUACCACAACGGUGUCUGGGGGACAGUCUGUGAUGACAACUGGGACAUAAAUGAUGCAAACGUGGUCUGCAGACAGCUGAACUGUGGGACGGCUCUGAGUGCUCCUGGCUCUGCUCAUUUUGGUGAAGGAACCGGAGAAGUCUUGCUCACUGAUGUGGCCUGUAAAGGAAGUGAGAGCUCUCUAAGUCAUUGUCGGAACAGAGGACUUGGGGCACACAACUGUGGACACAACGAGGACGCUGGAGUCACCUGUACAGAUGAUAACAUCAGGUUAGCUGGGUCUACUUUGUGCUCUGGAAGAGUUGAAAUCUACCACGGUGGCUCCUGGGGAACAGUCUGUGAUGACGACUGGGACAUAGAUGAUGCAAACGUGGUCUGCAGACAGCUGAACUGUGGGACGGCUCUGAGUGCUCCUGGGUCUGCUCAUUUUGGUGAAGGAACCGGAGAAAUCUGGCUCGAUGAUGUGGCCUGUUCAGGAAACGAGAGCUCUCUGAGUAAUUGUCAGCACAGAGGUUUUGGGACACACAACUGUGUACACGGCAAGGACACUGGAGUCACCUGUACAGGUGCUAAGAUCAGGUUAGCUGGGUCUACUAUGUGCUCUGGAAGAGUUGAAAUCUACUACGGUGACUCCUGGGGAACAGUCUGUGAUGAUGACUGGGACAUAAAUGAUGCAAACGUGGUCUGCAGACAGCUGAGCUGUGGGACGGCUCUGAGUGCUCCUGAGUCUGCUCAUUUUGGUGAAGGAACCGGAGAAAUCUGGCUCGAUGAUGUGGCCUGUUCAGGAAACGAGAGCUCUCUAAGUCAUUGUCAGCACGGUGGACUUGGGACACUAAACUGUGGACACAGUAAGGAUGCUGGGGUCGUCUGCUCAGGUGCUGAGAUCAGGUUAGUUGGGCCUACUCCGUGCUCUGGAAGAGUGGAAAUCUACCAAAACGGCGUCUGGGGAACAGUCUGUGAUGACGGAUGGGACAUAGAUGAUGCAAACGUGGUCUGUAGACAGCUGAACUGUGGGACGGCUCUGAGUGCUCCUGGGUCUGCUCAUUUUGGUGAAGGAACCGGACAAAUUUUGCUCGAUGAUGUGGCCUGUUCAGGAAAUGAGAGCUCUCUGAGUAAUUGUCAGUACAGUGGAGGUCUGCCACAGUUUUGCCAACACUUUGAGGACGCUGGAGUCAUCUGUACAAAUGAUAACAUCAGGUUAGCUGGGUCUACUUUGUGCUCUGGAAGAGUUGAAAUCUACCACGGUGGCUCCUGGGGAACAGUCUGUGAUGACGACUGGGACAUAGAUGAUGCAAACGUGGUCUGCAGACAGCUGAGCUGUGGGACGGCUCUGAGUGCUCCUGGGUCUGCUCAUUUUGGGGAAGGAACUGGACAAAUCUGGCUCGAUGAUGUGGCCUGUUCAGGAAACGAGAGCUCUCUGAGUAAUUGUCAGCACAGAGGUUUUGGGACACAUAACUGUGAACACGGCAAGGAUGCUGGAGUCACCUGUACAGGUGCUAGGAUCAUGUUAGCUGGGUCUACUUUGUGCUCUGGAAGAGUUGAAAUCUACUAUGGUGACUCCUUGGGAACAGUCUGUGAUGACGACUGGGACAUAGAUGAUGCAAACGUGGUCUGCAGACAGCUGAGCUGUGGGACGGCUCUGAGUGCUCCUGGGUCUGCACAUUUCGGUGAAGGAACCGGAGAAAUCUGGCUGAACAAUGUGGCCUGUUCAGGAAAUGAGAGCUCUCUAAGUCAUUGUCAGCACAGAGGACUUGGGACACACAACUGUGGACACGGCAAGGACGCUGGAGUCACCUGUACAGGUGCUGAGAUCAGGUUAGUUGGGCCUUCUCCGUGCUCUGGAAGAGUUGAAAUCUACCACAACGGUGACUGGGGGACAGUCUGUGAUGACGACUGGGACAUAAAUGAUGCAAACGUGGUCUGCAGACAGCUGAACUGUGGGACGGCUCUGAGUGCUCCUGGGUCUGCUCAUUUUGGUGAAGGAACCGGAGAAAUCUGGCUCGAUGAUGUGGCCUGUUCAGGAAACGAGAGCUCUCUAAGUCAUUGUCAGCACAGUGCACAUGGGACACAGUUUUGCGGACACUUCGAGGACGCUGGAGUCAUCUGUACAAAUGAUAACAUCAGGUUAGCUGGGUCUACUUUGUGCUCUGGAAGAGUUGAAAUCUACCACGGUGACUCCUGGGGAACAGUCUGUGAUGACGACUGGGACAUAAAUGAUGCAAACGUGGUCUGCAGACAGCUGAGCUGUGGGACGGCUCUGAGUGCUCCUGGGUCUGCUCAUUUUGGUGAAGGAACCGGAGGAAUAUGGCUCGAUGAUGUGGCGUGUUCAGGAAAUGAGGGCUCUCUAAGUCAUUGUCAGCACGGUGGACUUGGGACACACAACUGUGGACACGGGAAGGACGCUGGAGUCAGCUGUACAGGUGCUGAGAUCAGGUUAGCUGGGCCUACUUUGUGCUCUGGAAGAGUUGAAAUCUUCCACAAAGGUGUCUGGGGGACAGUCUGUGAUGUCGGCUGGGACAUAAAUGAUGCAAACGUGGUCUGCAGACAGCUGAGCUGUGGGACGGCUCUGAGUGCUCCUGGGUCCGCUCAUUUUGGUGAAGGAACCGGACAAAUCUGGCUCGACGAUGUGGCCUGUUCAGGAAACGAGAGCUCUCUAAGUCACUGUCAGCACAGAGGACUUGGGAUACACAACUGUGGACACGGCAAAGACGCUGGGGUCGUCUGCUCUGGUGCUGAGAUCAGGUUAGUUGGGCCUACUCCGUGCUCUGGAAGAGUAGAAAUCUACCACAGUGACUCCUGGGGAACAGUCUGUGGUGACGACUGGGACAUAAAUGAUGCAAACGUGGUCUGCAGACAGCUGAGCUGUGGGACAGCUCUGAGUGUUCCUGGCGCUGCUCAUUUUGGUGAAGGAACCGGACAAAUCUGGCUCGAUGAUGUGGCCUGUUCAGGAAAUGAGAGCUCCCUGAGUCAUUGUCAGUACAAUGGACAUGGGGUACAAUUUUGUGGACACUUCCAGGACGCUGGAGUCAUCUGUACAGAGGGUAACAUCAGGUUAGCUGGGUCUACUUUGUGCUCUGGGAGAGUGGAAAUCUACCACAACGGUGUCUGGGGGACAGUCUGUGAUGACGACUGGGACAUAAAUGAUGCAAACGUGGUCUGCAGACAGCUGAGCUGUGGGACGGCUCUGAGUGCUCCUGGGGCUGCUCAUUUUGGUGAAGGAACCGGAGAAAUCUGGCUCGAUGAUGUGGCCUGUUUAGGAAAUGAGAGCUCUCUGAGUAAUUGUCAGCACGGUGGACUUGGGACGCACAACUGUGGACAUGGCAAGGAUGCUGGAGUCAACUGUACAGGUGCUGAGAUCAGGUUAGCUGGGUCUACUACGUGCUCUGGAAGAGUUGAAAUCUACCACAACGGUGUCUGGGGGACAGUCUGUGAUGACGACUGGGACAUAAAUGAUGCAAACGUGGUCUGCAGACAGUUGAGCUGUGGGACGGCUCUGAGUGCUCCUGUGUCUGCUCAUUUUGGUGAAGGAACCGGACAAAUCUGGCUCAACAAUGUGGCCUGUUCAGGAAGUGAGAGCUCUCUAAGUCAUUGUCAGCGCAGAGGACUUGGGACACCCAAAUGUGGACACAGCAAGGACGCUGGAGUCAACUGUACAGGUACUGAGAUCAGGUUAGCUGGGUCUACUACGUGCUCUGGAAGAGUUGAAAUCUACCACAACGGUGUCUGGGGAACAGUCUGUGAUGACGGCUGGGACAUAAAUGAUGCAAACGUGGUCUGCAGACAGCUGAACUGUGGGACGGCUCUGAGUGCUCCUGGGUCUGCUCAUUUUGGUCAAGGAACCGGACAAAUCUGGCUCCAUUAUGUGGCCUGUUCAGGAAAUGAGGGCUCUCUAAGUCAUUGUCAGCACAGAGGACUUGGGGUACACUACUGUGGACACUACGAGGACGCUGGAGUCAUCUGUACAGAGGGUAACAUCAGGUUAGCUGGGCCUACUUUGUGCUCUGGAAGAGUUGAAAUCUACCACAACGGUGUCUGGGGGACAGUCUGUGAUGACGACUGGGACAUAAAUGAUGCAAACGUGGUCUGCAGACAGCUGAGCUGUGGGACGGCUCUGAGUGCUCCUGGGGCUGCUCAUUUUGGUGAAGGAACCGGAGAAAUCUGGCUCGAUGAUGUGGCCUGUUUAGGAAAUGAGAGCUCUCUGAGUAAUUGUCAGCACGGUGGACUUGGGACGCACAACUGUGGACAUGGCAAGGAUGCUGGAGUCAACUGUACAGGUGCUGAGAUCAGGUUAGCUGGGUCUACUACGUGCUCUGGAAGAGUUGAAAUCUACCACAACGGUGUCUGGGGAACAGUCUGUGAUGAUGACUGGGACAUAAAUGAUGCAAACGUGGUCUGCAGACAGUUGAGCUGUGGGACGGCUCUGAGUGCUCCUGUGUCCGCUCAUUUUGGUGAAGGAACCGGACAAAUCUGGCUCAACAAUGUGGCCUGUUCAGGAAGUGAGAGCUCUCUAAGUCAUUGUCAGCACAGAGGACUUGGGACACACUGUGGACACGGCAAGGCCGCUGGAGUCAUCUGUAAAGGUGCUGAGAUCAGGUUAGUUGGGUCUACUCUGUGCUCUGGAAGAGUUGAAAUCUACCACAACGGUGUCUGGGGAACAGUCUGUGAUGACAACUGGGACAUAAAUGAUGCAAACGUGGUCUGCAGACAGCUGAACUGUGGGAGGGCUCUGAGUGCUCCUGCUUCUGCUCAUUUUGGUGAAGGAACCGGAGAAAUCUGGCUCAAUAAUGUGGCCUGUUCAGGAAGUGAGAGCUCUCUAAGUCAUUGUCAGCACAGAGGACUUGGGACACACAACUGUAAACACAGCGAGGACGCUGGAGUCACCUGUACAGAUGAUAACAUCAGGUUAGCUGGGUCUACUUUGUGCUCUGGAAGAGUUGAAAUCUACCACGGUGACUCCUGGGGAACAGUCUGUGAUGACGACUGGGACAUAAAUGAUGCAAACGUGGUCUGCAGACAGCUGAGCUGUGCGGCUCUGAGUGCUCCUGGGUCUGCUCAUUUUGGUGAAGGAACCGGAGGAAUAUGGCUCGAUGAUGUGGCGUGUUCAGGAAAUGAGGGCUCUCUAAGUCAUUGUCAGCACGGUGGACUUGGGACACACAACUGUGGACACGGGAAGGACGCUGGAGUCAGCUGUACAGGUGCUGAGAUCAGGUUAGCUGGGCCUACUUUGUGCUCUGGAAGAGUUGAAAUCUUCCACAAAGGUGUCUGGGGGACAGUCUGUGAUGUCGGCUGGGACAUAAAUGAUGCAAACGUGGUCUGCAGACAGCUGAGCUGUGGGACGGCUCUGAGUGCUCCUGGGUCCGCUCAUUUUGGUGAAGGAACCGGACAAAUCUGGCUCGACGAUGUGGCCUGUUCAGGAAACGAGAGCUCUCUAAGUCACUGUCAGCACAGAGGACUUGGGAUACACAACUGUGGACACGGCAAAGACGCUGGGGUCGUCUGCUCUGGUGCUGAGAUCAGGUUAGUUGGGCCUACUCCGUGCUCUGGAAGAGUAGAAAUCUACCACAGUGACUCCUGGGGAACAGUCUGUGGUGACGACUGGGACAUAAAUGAUGCAAACGUGGUCUGCAGACAGCUGAGCUGUGGGACAGCUCUGAGUGCUCCUGGGUCUGCUCAUUUUGGUGAAGGAACCGGACAAAUCUGGCUCGAUGAUGUGGCCUGUUCAGGAAAUGAGAGCUCCCUGAGUCAUUGUCAGUACAAUGGACAUGGGGUACAAUUUUGUGGACACUUCCAGGACGCUGGAGUCAUCUGUACAGAGGGUAACAUCAGGUUAGCUGGGUCUACUUUGUGCUCUGGAAGAGUUGAAAUCUACCACAACGGUGUCUGGGGGACAGUCUGUGAUGACGACUGGGACAUAAAUGAUGCAAACGUGGUCUGCAGACAGCUGAGCUGUGGGACGGCUCUGAGUGCUCCUGGGGCUGCUCAUUUUGGUGAAGGAACCGGAGAAAUCUGGCUCGAUGAUGUGGCCUGUUUAGGAAAUGAGAGCUCUCUGAGUAAUUGUCAGCACGGUGGACUUGGGACGCACAACUGUGGACAUGGCAAGGAUGCUGGAGUCAACUGUACAGGUGCUGAGAUCAGGUUAGCUGGGUCGACUACGUGCUCUGGAAGAGUUGAAAUCUACCACAACGGUGUCUGGGGGACAGUCUGUGAUGACGACUGGGACAUAAAUGAUGCAAACGUGGUCUGCAGACAGUUGAGCUGUGGGACGGCUCUGAGUGCUCCUGUGUCUGCUCAUUUUGGUGAAGGAACCGGACAAAUCUGGCUCAACAAUGUGGCCUGUUCAGGAAGUGAGAGCUCUCUAAGUCAUUGUCAGCGCAGAGGACUUGGGACACCCAAAUGUGGACACAGCAAGGACGCUGGAGUCAACUGUACAGGUACUGAGAUCAGGUUAGCUGGGUCUACUACGUGCUCUGGAAGAGUUGAAAUCUACCACAACGGUGUCUGGGGAACAGUCUGUGAUGACGGCUGGGACAUAAAUGAUGCAAACGUGGUCUGCAGACAGCUGAACUGUGGGACGGCUCUGAGUGCUCCUGGGUCUGCUCAUUUUGGUCAAGGAACCGGACAAAUCUGGCUCCAUUAUGUGGCCUGUUCAGGAAAUGAGGGCUCUCUAAGUCAUUGUCAGCACAGAGGACUUGGGGUACACUACUGUGGACACUACGAGGACGCUGGAGUCAUCUGUACAGAGGGUAACAUCAGGUUAGCUGGGUCUACUUUGUGCUCUGGAAGAGUUGAAAUCUACCACGGUGACUCCUGGGGAACAGUCUGUGAUGACGACUGGGACAUAAAUGAUGCAAACGUGGUCUGCAGACAGCUGAGCUGUGGGACGGCUCUGAGUGCUCCUGGGUCUGCUCAUUUUGGUCAAGGAACCGGAGAAAUAUGGCUCGAUGAUGUGGCGUGUUCAGGAAAUGAGGGCUCUCUAAGUCAUUGUCAGCACGGUGGACUUGGGACACACAACUGUGGACACGGGAAGGACGCUGGAGUCAGCUGUACAGGUGCUGAGAUCAGGUUAGCUGGGCCUACUUUGUGCUCUGGAAGAGUUGAAAUCUUCCACAAAGGUGUCUGGGGGACAGUCUGUGAUGUCGGCUGGGACAUAAAUGAUGCAAACGUGGUCUGCAGACAGCUGAGCUGUGGGACGGCUCUGAGUGCUCCUGGGUCCGCUCAUUUUGGUGAAGGAACCGGACAAAUCUGGCUCGACGAUGUGGCCUGUUCAGGAAACGAGAGCUCUCUAAGUCACUGUCAGCACAGAGGACUUGGGAUACACAACUGUGGACACGGCAAAGACGCUGGGGUCGUCUGCUCUGGUGCUGAGAUCAGGUUAGUUGGGCCUACUCCGUGCUCUGGAAGAGUAGAAAUCUACCACAGUGACUCCUGGGGAACAGUCUGUGGUGACGACUGGGACAUAAAUGAUGCAAACGUGGUCUGCAGACAGCUGAGCUGUGGGACAGCUCUGAGUGCUCCUGGGUCUGCUCAUUUUGGUGAAGGAACCGGACAAAUCUGGCUCGAUGAUGUGGCCUGUUCAGGAAAUGAGAGCUCCCUGAGUCAUUGUCAGUACAAUGGACAUGGGGUACAAUUUUGUGGACACUUCCAGGACGCUGGAGUCAUCUGUACAGAGGGUAACAUCAGGUUAGCUGGGCCUACUUUGUGCUCUGGAAGAGUUGAAAUCUACCACAACGGUGUCUGGGGGACAGUCUGUGAUGACGACUGGGACAUAAAUGAUGCAAACGUGGUCUGCAGACAGCUGAGCUGUGGGACGGCUCUGAGUGCUCCUGGGUCUGCUCAUUUUGGUGAAGGAACCGGAGAAAUCUGGCUCGAUGAUGUGGCCUGUUCAGGAAAUGAGAGCUCUCUGAGUAAUUGUCAGCACGGUGGACUUGGGACACACAACUGUGGACAUGGCAAGGAUGCUGGAGUCAACUGUACAGGUGCUGAGAUCAGGUUAGCUGGGUCUACUACGUGCUCUGGAAGAGUUGAAAUCUACCACAACGGUGUUUGGGGGACGGUCUGUAAUGAUGACUGGGACAUAAAUGAUGCAAACGUGGUCUGCAGACAGUUGAGCUGUGGGACGGCUCUGAGUGCUCCUGUGUCUGCUCAUUUUGGUCAAGGAACCGGACAAAUCUGGCUCAACAAUGUGGCCUGUUCAGGAAGUGAGAGCUCUCUAAGUCAUUGUCAGCACAGAGGACUUGGGACACCCAAAUGUGGACACAGCAAGGACGCUGGAGUCAACUGUACAGGUACUGAGAUCAGGUUAGCUGGGUCUACUACGUGCUCUGGAAGAGUUGAAAUCUACCACAACGGUGUCUGGGGAACAGUCUGUGAUGACGGCUGGGACAUAAAUGAUGCAAAUGUGGUCUGCAGACAGCUGAGCUGUGGGACGGCUCUGAGUGCUCCUGGGUCUGCUCAUUUUGGUCAAGGAACCGGACAAAUCUGGCUCGAUGAUGUGGCCUGUUCAGGAAACGAGAGCUCUCUGAGUCAUUGUCAGCACGGUGGACUUGGGACACACAACUGUGGACACUACGAGGACGCUGGAGUCAUCUGUACAGAGGGUAACAUCAGGUUAGCUGGGUCUACUACGUGCUCUGGAAGAGUUGAAAUCUACCACAACGAUGUCUGGGGAACAGUCUGUGAUGACGGCUGGGACAUAAAUGAUGCAAACGUGGUCUGCAGACAGCUGAACUGUGGGACGGCUCUGAGUGCUCCUGGGUCUGCUCAUUUUGGUGAAGGAACCGGAGAAAUAUGGCUCGAUGAUGUGGCGUGUUCAGGAAAUGAGGGCUCUCUAAGUCAUUGUCAGCACAGUGGACUUGGGACACACAACUGUGGACACGGGAAGGAUGCUGGAGUCAACUGUACAGGUGCUGAGAUCAGGUUAGCUGGGCCUGCUUUGUGCUCUGGAAGAGUUGAAAUCUACCACAAAGGGGUCUGGGGGACAGUCUGUGAUGUCGGCUGGGACAUAAAUGAUGCAAACGUGGUCUGCAGACAGCUGAGCUGUGGGACGGCUCUGAGUGCUGCUGGGUCUGCUCAAUUUGGUCAAGGAACCGGUCAAAUCUGGCUCGACGAUGUGGCCUGUUAUGGAAACGAGAGCUCUCUAAGUCACUGUCAGCACAGAGGACUUGGGAUACACAACUGUGGACACGGCAAAGAUGCUGGGGUCGACUGCUCAGGUGCUGAGAUCAGGUUAGCCGGGUCUACUUUCUGCUCUGGAAGAGUUGAAAUCUACCACAACGGUGUCUGGGGGACAGUCUGUGAUGACGGCUGGGACAUAAAUGAUGCAAACGUGGUCUGCAGACAGCUGAACUGUGGGAGGGCUGUGAGUGCUCCUGGGUUUGCUCAUUUUGGUGAAGGAACCGGACAAAUCUGGCUCGAUGAUGUGGCCUGUUCAGGAAACGAGAGAUCUCUAAGUCAUUGUAAGCACAGUGUACGAGGGGUACAAUUUUGUAAACACCACGAGGAUGCCGGAGUCAUCUGUACAGAGGGUAACAUCAGGUUAGCUGGGCCUACUUUGUGCUCUGGAAGAGUUGAAAUCUACCACAACGGUGUCUGGGGGACAGUCUGUGAUGACGACUGGGACAUAAAUGAUGCAAACGUGGUCUGCAGACAGCUGAGCUGUGGGACGGCUCUGAGUGCUCCUGGGUCUGCUCAAUUUGGUGAAGGAACCGGACAAAUCUGGCUCGAUGAUGUGGCCUGUUCAGGAAAUGAGAGGUCUCUGAGUAAUUGUCAGCACAGAGGGCUUGGGACACACAACUGUGGACACGGCAAGGACGCUGGAGUCAACUGUACAGGUGCUGGGAUCAGGUUAGCUGGGUCUACUACGUGCUCUGGAAGAGUUGAAAUCUACCACAACGGUGUCUGGGGGACAGUCUGUGAUGACAACUGGGACAUAAAUGAUGCAAACGUGGUCUGCAGACAGUUGAGCUGUGGGACGGCUCUGAGUGCUCCUGUGUCUGCUCAUUUUGGUGAAGGAACCGGACAAAUCUGGCUCAACAAUGUGGCCUGUUCAGGAAGUGAGAGCUCUCUAAGUCAUUGUCAGCGCAGAGGACUUGGGACACCCAAAUGUGGACACAGCAAGGACGCUGGAGUCAACUGUACAGGUACUGAGAUCAGGUUAGCUGGGCCUACUACGUGCUCUGGACGAGUUGAAAUCUACCACAACGGUGUCUGGGGAACAGUCUGUGAUGACGACUGGGACAUAAAUGAUGCAAACGUGGUCUGCAGACAGUUGAACUGUGGGAGGGCUCUGAGUGCUCCUGGGUCUGCUCAUUUUGGUCAAGGAACCGGACAAAUCUGGCUCGAUGAUGUGGCCUGUUCAGGAAGUGAGAGCUCUCUAAGUCAUUGUCAGCACAGAGGACUUGGAGUACACAACUGUGGACACUACGAGGACACUGGAGUCAUCUGUACAGAUGAUAACAUCAGGUUAGCUGGAUCCAUUUUGUGCUCUGGAAGAGUUGAAAUCUAUCACGGUGACUUUUGGGGAACAGUCUGUGAUGACGACUGGGACAUAAAUGAUGCAAACGUGGUCUGCAGACAGCUGAGCUGUGGGACGGCUCUGAGUGCUCCUGGGUCUGCUCAUUUUGGUGAAGGAACCGGAAAAAUCUGGUUCAACAAUCUGAACUGUUCAGGAAAUGAGGGCUCUCUAAGUCAUUGUCAGCACAGUGGAUUUGGGACACACAACUGUGGACACGGCAAGGACGCUGGAGUCAGCUGUACAGGUGCUGAGAUCAGGUUAGCUGGGCCUAAUUUGUGCUCUGGAAGAGUUGAAAUCUUCCACAAAGGUGUCUGGUGGACAGUCUGUGAUGACGACUGGGACAUAAAUGAUGCAAACGUGGUCUGCAGACAGCUGAGCUGUGGGACGGCUCUGAGUGCUCCUGGGUCUGCUCAUUUUGGUGAAGGAACCGGACAAAUCUGGCUCAACAAUGUGGCCUGUUCAGGAAAUGAGAGCUCUCUAAGUCAUUGUCAGUACAGAGGACUUGGGACACACAACUGUGGACACAGGAAGGACGCUGGAGUCACCUGUACAGGUGCUGAGAUCAGGUUAGUUGGGCCUACUCCGUGCUCUGGAAGAAUUGAAAUCUACCACAACGGCAUCUGGGGAACAGUCUGUGAUGACGGCUGGGACAUAGAUGAUUCAAACGUGGUCUGCAGACAGCUGAACUGUGGGACGGCUCUGAGUGCUCCUGGGUCUGCUCAUUUUGGUGAAGGAACCGGACAAAUUUUGCUGGAUGAUGUGGCCUGUUCAGGAAACGAGAGCUCUCUGAGUCAUUGUCAGUACAGUGGACGUCUGGUACAGUUAUGUGGACACUUUGAGGACGCUGGAGUCAUCUGUACAAAUGAUAACAUCAGGUUAGCUGGGCCUACUUUGUGCUCUGGAAGAGUUGAAAUCUACCACGGUGACUCCUGGGGAACAGUCUGUGAUGACGACUGGGACAUAAAUGAUGCUAACGUGGUCUGCAGACAGCUGAACUGUGGGACGGCUCUGAGUGCUCCUGGGUCUGCUCAUUUUGGUCAAGGAACUGGACAAAUCUGGCUUGAUGAUGUGGCCUGUUCAGGAAACGAGAGCUCUCUGAGUAAUUGUCAGCACAGUGGUUUUGGGACACACAACUGUGAACACGGCAAGGAUGCUGGAGUCAGCUGUACAGGUGCUGAAAUCAGGUUAGCUGGUUCUACUGCGUGCUCUGGAAGAGUUGAAAUCUACCACAACGGUGUCUGGGGAACAGUCUGUGAUCAUGACUGGGACAUAAAUGAUGCAAACGUGGUCUGCAGACAGCUGAACUGUGGGACGGCUCUGAGCACCACUCAAUCAGUCAUUUUUGGUGAAGGAAUCGGUCAAAUCUGGCUCAACGGUGUGGCCUGUUCAGGAAAUGAAACCUCUCUAACUCAGUGUGGUCACAGUGGAUUUGAAUCACCCAACUGUGGACAUGAUAAGGACGCUGGGGUCGUCUGUUCAGCAACUCUCCCAAAGCCCAGCAUCUCUAUGAGUCCAGCCACUGAGGUUACCUAUGGCCAAGAGGUCAGUUUCACUUGUUCGAUCACAGCUGAACUUUUAGGUGGAACAUUCAUCCUCCAGAAAACGCCUGGCUCCUUCAGAGAGACUGAAACAUCCGGUUCCAAGUCUGCUACCUUCAACAUUCCUAAAGUGCACUUUGAUCAUGAUGGAUUCUAUCAUUGUCAAUAUGAGAGAAGAAUUUCGGUUGAAACGUUCAGCUCCUCCCGCAGUGACUCCAUCAGACUUUCUGUUAAGGGUUAAAGGUAAAAAAAGAAAUGAGUCAAUUGACCUGCAGUCUGAUUAAGUCUGAAGGACUUACUCAUCAUGGCUCAGUUAUUCCCAGAAAAGGUGUUACUGUAUCAAAUCAUUAUGUUUUUUUAUAUCUUCAAUGAGCAUAUUCGUAGCUACAUAGGAAAAAGGAAAAUAAAAAAAAUCAAAUGGUU